AUGGCCCCCAUUCCUCAGUCGCCGGGCAGCGGCUACGUGCCAGCUCUGACUCCGGGCGUGCCCGACGCGCCGCACUCGUCGGACGAGAAGAUGAGCGUCGGCGAGUACCUCAAGUCGCGCGUGACGACACUCAAGCCGACCAUGGCGCAGGUCGAGAACCCGUUCAAGGUGCUCGGGCUGCUCAACCGGCUGCAGUGGAUGCAGUUCCUGGUGGCCUUCAUCGCGUGGUCCUGGGACGCCUUCGACUUCUUCACCGUCUCGAUGACCAUCGAGGAGCUGGCCGAGGAGUUCGGCAAGACCAAGACGGACAUCACGUGGGGCAUCACGCUCGUUCUCAUGCUGCGAUCGGUCGGCUCGAUCACGUUCGGUAUCGCUUCGGACCGCUGGGGAAGGAAGUGGCCGUUUGUCGUAAACAACAUUCUCUUCAUCGUGCUGGAGCUGAUGACGGGCUUCUGCAACACCUACACGCAGUUCCUGUGGGUGCGCGCGUUCUUCGGCAUCGCCAUGGGCGGCCUGUACGGCAACGUGGCCGCCACGGCGCUCGAGGACUGUCCCCCGCGGGCGCGCGGCAUCAUCUCCGGCAUGAUGCAGCAGGGCUACGCCUUCGGCUACCUGCUUGCCGUCGUGUUCGCCCGCGCGCUGGUCAACACGACGAGCCACGGCUGGCGCCCGCUCUUCUGGUUCGGAGCCUGCCCGCCCGUGCUGAUCAUCAUCGCGCGUCUGUACCUGCCCGAGACCAAGGUGUACCAGGAGCGCCAGGCCGUGCGCGAAGCCUCGCCCAACGUCACCAAGGCCUUCCUCGACGAGGGCAAGGUCGCGUUCAAGCGUCACUGGAUGCUGCUGACUUACCUCGUGCUGCUCAUGGCCGGCUUCAACUUCAUGUCUCACGGCUCGCAGGACCUGUACCCGACAAUGCUCAAGAAUCAGUUCGAGUUCACGGCUGACGAGGUCACCGUGACGCAGGUCGUGGCCAACCUCGGCGCCAUCACGGGCGGCACCCUGGUCGGCUACUACUCGCAAGUCUUCGGCCGCCGUCUCAGCAUCAUCGUCAUGGCCGUCAUCGGCGCCGCGCUGCUGUACCCGUACAGCUACACGAGCGACACCAAAAUCAUGAUCGCGGCCUUCUUCGAGCAGUUCUGCGUGCAGGGAGCGUGGGGCGUCGUCCCGAUUCACCUCAUGGAGCUGUCGCCGCCGUCGUACAGCACGCUUAUCGUCGGAACUUCCUACCAGCUGGGUAACCUCAUUUCGUCGGCGUCGUCGACGAUCGAGGCGCGUCUCGGUGAGAACUACCCGCUGCCGCCGACCGCCGAGGGCACGAGCCGCUAUGAGUACGGAAAGGUCAUCUGCAUCUUCAUGGCCGUCGUGUACGCCUACCUGGUCCUUCUCACGUUCCUCGGCCCCGAGGCGCGCGGCAAGGAGUUCGACGUCGCCCAUGACAGCGACCUGGAGGAGGCGGCGCACGUGAACAAGGAGGACCUCGACAAAAUCCUGCACAACGACGUCGAGCACGACAAGACCGUCAAGGGUGGUUGA
This is a messenger RNA of Phytophthora sojae, 1533 nucleotides long. RefSeq lists its product as hypothetical. The record is from RefSeq and is a predicted model, not a curated record. Gene Ontology annotation, molecular function: carboxylic acid transmembrane transporter activity. The transcript has 3 exons. Gene Ontology annotation, biological process: transmembrane transport; carboxylic acid transport. Gene Ontology annotation, cellular component: plasma membrane. Lineage: Eukaryota; Oomycota; Peronosporomycetes; Peronosporales; Peronosporaceae. Bases 1 to 1533 code for a protein of 510 amino acids.